AUGGGCGAGUGGGAGGACGGCGAAUGGGUGUGGAAUCUGGAGUGGAAACGGCCGCUAAGAGAAAGAGAAGAGACUUUCAAUCAUAACCUCGCCAUGACUAUCAAUAACAUCAGACCGGAGGCAGGCAAAAUGGAUGGGUGGAGAUGGAAAUCCACCCCUUACGGAUGUUUCACAGUAAAUUCAGCCUAUAAAGAACUGAGCUCACAGUCUGGCCCUCCGGUGGACCUCGACGACAAACUGAUCUGGCAAAUGAUCUGGAAAGCUCCAACUCCUCCCAAAGUCAUAACCACAGCUUGGAAAGCACUUCGAGGAAGAUUGGCGACCUGCGAAAAUCUGAUGAAAAGACUUGUGAUCACGCAAAAUUCUGAGGCUAAGUGUGCUUUCUGCAAGACGGAGAUCGAAACUUCAGAGCACAUCUUUUUCUCCUGCUCAAAAACCGAAGAAAUCUGGAAGUUCUUACUGCUUUGGAUUGGUAAGCAGACAGCACUCAGCAUCAAGAUGAAAGACCAUUUUCUUGCCUUCAUCAACCUUGGGAGCAAAGAAGAUUUGCGUUUUCUUCUUGGAAGCUGGAUGUGCACGAUCUGGUGCAUAUGGAAAGGGCGGAAUGAAUGCAAAUUCAACAACGGCAUCUGGAAUAAAGAUAAAAUGACCGGUGAGAUCAAGACGAGAGUUUAG
Molecule: messenger RNA, 675 nt
Organism: Salvia miltiorrhiza (redroot sage)
Lineage: Eukaryota; Viridiplantae; Streptophyta; Magnoliopsida; Lamiales; Lamiaceae
Exons: 1
Coding region: 1-675 (224 amino acids)
Source: RefSeq, a predicted model, not a curated record